AUGAUUUGUUGGAAUCAAAGUCGCCGAUACUUCGUUGAUUUAUGGUCAGUUUCUGAGCUAGAAAUAGAAACCGCACUGGCCCAAGAGCGGAGUGCAACGAUCGAAGAGGAACUUCCAGCUAAUGUCACUCGACUUGACUUGGAUGCUCUUGAGGAUAUUAAACCAAAAAAGGAACCGAUUUUAGAUAACACUCUUGAAACUAAGAGCAAAGACGGUCCGGUCAGAGACGUUGAAUUGACGGAUUUUGAACCGUGGAGAUCAAAGCGAGCGCAAAUUUUGAACGAGCAUGAGGCUUCAGAUAAGAAAGGCGCAUAUUCUACUUUUGGAUCGUCGUCUCCGGCUAAGUUCACCAUGAGCAGCAAGACUCGACACAGAUUGGAAGUGCUGGAGGACAUGUCAGGACUGCGAAAGAUGUCGGACAUUUCCGAAAAUGAACUAGUCACGCAUAUAAACGAUCUGCGGGAGAAAUUUUUGGCGGCCUGGGAAGACAAUCAAAGAGUUGAGUCCGUUCGGAUCAUGACUGAAUUGGCUCGUAUGCUAUCGGCUCCCACUAGCCCAAGCUUCUUUCCUGUUCAGUGGGUUCUCAUCACUGAUAUUCUGGACUUGUUUGGGAACCUCGUUUAUGAGCGUUUACUCGCCAAGGCAAAUGAGGAACGGCAGUUAGCUGGAUAUUCUGAGUUAUCAAGCAACUUCGUAUCGAAUGAUAUACUACCCGAUACAGUGGAAAUUGCUCAGAAUUGGUUUUGCAAAAUUGCGGAUAUAAAGGAGGCUGUUCCGAGGUUUUAUGUGGAAACCACUCUGAUAGGAUGUUUACGCUUUCUCGACAGCGUCACCAUGCGAGUACAUCUUCUUCGAAUGGCUACCAUGGUAGAA
This is a messenger RNA of Strongylus vulgaris, 873 nucleotides long. Lineage: Eukaryota; Metazoa; Nematoda; Chromadorea; Rhabditida; Strongylidae. The record is from the annotation of a GenBank genome assembly.